Molecule: messenger RNA, 926 nt
Organism: Oreochromis niloticus (Nile tilapia)
Lineage: Eukaryota; Metazoa; Chordata; Actinopteri; Cichliformes; Cichlidae
Exons: 6
Coding region: 155-799 (214 amino acids)
Biological process (GO): cell surface receptor signaling pathway; immune response
Cellular component (GO): external side of plasma membrane
Molecular function (GO): transmembrane signaling receptor activity
Source: RefSeq, a predicted model, not a curated record
AUGGACUCUGAGGAGAAACACAAGCAGAGAAACCAGGACUCAGUGUGGAGAUGGGUUUGGAGAAACAGCUGGUUCUUCCUGUACCUUCAACAACAUCGUCUUAAAAGACUGUGGGGUUUACUGGUGUGAGUCCAGAGAGGGUCCCAUCAGUAACAUGGUUAACCUCAGAGUCACUGGUGGAUCAGUGAUCCUGCAGAGUCCUGUCCUCCCUGUAAUGGAGGGAGAUGACGUCACUCUGCUCUGUAAAACAAAGACCACUCCCUCCAACCUCACAGCUGCUUUCUAUAAAGACGGCUCCCUCAUCAGAGAGGAGCCUACAGGUCACAUGACCAUCCAGCAUGUUUCCAGGUCUGAUGAAGGCCUCUACAAGUGUGACAUCAGUGGUCAUGGAGCUUCUCCAUCCAGCUGGAUCACUGUCACAGAUUCAUCCACCUCUCCUCCUCCUGCUCUGCAAUCCUCUCCUCCUCUCUCUGUGCUGGUGUCUGUUCCCUCCAUAUUUGGGCUGCUGCUGGUUCUACUGGUUGUACUGGUGAAACGACGUGUCCGGAAGAAACCUGAAGACAGAGAUCCUGCAGCAGCUGCCACCUCCUCAUCAGUGAGAAGAACUUCAGCAGAUGGUCGAGACGAGUCAAACAGGAGAAGACCUGCAGUGCAGAGAACAGCUGACAUCACUUAUGGAGACAUCACCAUCAGGACAAACAGCAGACACAGAGAUCUUCCACCAGAGCCAGCAGUCAUCUACUCCUCACUGAAGCUGACCCUCACACCUACACCACAGUGUGACCAGUCUGACCAGUGACGUCCAGCUGGCUUCCAAACACAUCCCUGCACUCCUCUCUAUAAUAUAUAUUAUUUAUUCAAUCAUAUUCUCUGUGUGUUUACAGUUGUACAGCUGCACUGGAACAGUUUGAAUGUAGAGCUCAGGA